CAUCUCUUUUUUCGUUUGUUCUAAAUUGAAAAAACAGAUUAUUUAAUUAAUUAAUGCAGUCACUCAACCCUGCAGCUCGCAUCUUCUGAUUCUUCUGCUUUGCCUCAUGACUCUCCUCACUUUCCCUCGCUUUCCUUCCCAUUUUCGCUCACUUUCUUCCUUCCCAAACACCCGCUCCUUCCCUUCAACUCGGCGCCACUGCUCAAUGACGGCAUCUGGAACCGCCAUUCUGUGGUUCAAGCACGACCUCCGAACGGACGAUCACCCUGGACUCCUUGCAGCCUCCACUUUUCCUUCGCUGGUUCCUAUUUACGUCUUCGAUCACCGUGUUCUUUCCCGUUUUUCCGACGAAACGCUGGAACUAGUUCUGUUCGCCGUGGGAGAUUUGAGGAAAUCGUUGAAGGAUCGCGGUUCUGAUCUAAUGAUCAGGUUUGGCAAUGCUGAGAACGUGAUUCUACAACUUGCAACAGAGAUUAAAGCCACUUGUGUCUUUGCUGAGCAUGAGGUGGAGUAUGAACUCCGCGUAAUAAUGGAUGAGGUGAAACAGCGUUUAAAAUUGGUCACAGUUCCACAAGGGACUCCAAGGAUUGAAUUAUGGCGAACUCCGUUUUAUGAUGUGAAGGAUCUGCAAAACCUUCCUGCAUCAUAUAAUGACUUUAAGAAACUUCGGCUCUCUGUUACUACUCCAGUUCAGAUUUCGGUGACAACGUUACGUGGAGCAGACAUGGAAUUGGAUUGGGGUGCUCUUCCCACGUAUGAGGAUAUAAAGGAAUUUAUGACUAGCUACCAACGGAAAUUGGGUGAGAAUUGGAGUUUAAUUAAGGAGGCUUCGGCUGAAACCUUUUUACACGGGGGAAUUUUGAAGCCUGGCGAGAGCAGUGAAAGUUAUAGCUUUAGACAAAUGCAGUUAAGGGAACCCAAUGGAUAUAGCUCUAGACAAAUGCAGUCAAGGGAACCCAAUGGAUCUGUUUUUGUGACACAAAAAGGAAAUGUUGUAGGAGGUGGAACAGACAAUGUACUGAAUGCAUUGGCUGCAUAUCUGAGAUAUUUGGAGGGAACAGCUCGUGAUGACUGGCAAGAGGUACAUGAAAAAGUGCGUGUUUUCGAGAGUCGGAAUGGAGCAUCAUUUAUUGGACUAUUCGGUCCUGCCCUAUCGCUUGGCAUUAUAUCUACAAGAAGAAUACAUUAUGAAGCUACCAAAUAUGAAAAAGAACGAAAUGCAGGAUUUUUAUCUCCCUUUGGAUAUUCAGCUGCCACAAUUGCAGCAGCAGUUGACGCUGUGUGCUCAAUGGAGUGGUAUUGGCUUCUGGCUUUGAGAAGUCAGAUAACUAAUGAUGGAAUACACUCAACACGGAUAUGGAAAUGGAAUGGAUUUCUUAUCCAGUAUACAGUUGCUGGUGAAGAUGGUCCUGCUGUUCUUCUUGUGCAUGGUUUUGGUGCCUUCUUGGAGCAUUUCCGUGACAAUAUACAUGGUUUAGCUGAAGCUGGAAAUCGAGUUUGGGCUAUCACUAUUUUAGGAUUCGGCAAAUCAGAAAAGCCAAAUAUUCUAUAUACUGAACUCUUGUGGGCUGAAUUAUUGAGAGAUUUUAUUGUCGAUGUUGUCCGUGAACCAGUCCACCUUGUUGGCAACUCAAUUGGUGGUUAUUUUGUUGCUAUUGUUGCAUGUAUUUGGAGUGUUUUGAUCAAAUCCAUUGUCUUGAUCAACAGUGCUGGCAAUGUCAUCCCAAGAUACUCAUCAAUACCAUUGUCUACAAUUCAAGAUAGACAACCUUCAGGUGCUUCUUGGUUGGGUUCUCGUAUUCUUCUAUUCUACUUGAGGCUAAGAACUCAAGAAAUAGUCAGAAAAUGUUAUCCAACUAGGGUUGAAAGAGCAGAUGAUUGGCUCAUAAAUGAAAUGUUAAGAGCAUCAUAUGAUCCUGGUGUGGUCGUGGUCAUGGAAAGCAUCUUUAGCUUUAAUCUUUCCAUACCUCUUAACUAUCUUCUUGAAGAUGUCAAGGAAAAGGUUCUAAUUAUACAGGGGAUGAAAGAUCCAAUUUCUGACUCCAAUUCCAAGGUGGCCAUGCUUAAAGAACACUGUGAUGGGGUUAUUAUUAAGGAGUUAGAUGCCGGCCAUUGUCCGCACGAUGAGGUGCCAGAACGAGUGAAUACUAUCAUUUGUGAGUGGAUACUUGGCGUGGAAAGUAACAUUGUGGCAGGGUGUCGAGGGUAAAACUUAUUGGUAUCUAGCAACUGUACAUACUAAACAUUCCUGCAUGGUAUUACUGUACCCUGCAUAUUAACCCACCAGUACAACGCCUUGUUGGUUACUGGAUCCAACACUGAGUUAAUCCAACAGCCUACAAAAAUGGUAAACAAUAUAUGUUGCCUGUACAUGCGCUAUAAAUUUGUAGAGUUGGCCUUCCUGCAUUUUUGUUUUGUAACACCCCCCCCCCCCCCCCCCAUUUAUUUAUUUGUUUUUUGUUCUGUUCUGUUGCGUUCGUCAUCUCUGUCUUUUCCUCCUCAUGUAUAAUCUUGGUUAUUUCAUAAAUGAUGAUGAGGAUUACCAUGGUUAUUACGAAGGUGGUGGUGGUGGUUAUUAUUAAUAUUAUUAUGGAUGAAUAUCCAG
Abrus precatorius (Indian licorice) is the source of this 2605-nucleotide messenger RNA. RefSeq lists its product as uncharacterized. The coding region runs from base 107 to 2209 and encodes 700 amino acids. Lineage: Eukaryota; Viridiplantae; Streptophyta; Magnoliopsida; Fabales; Fabaceae. The record is from RefSeq and is a predicted model, not a curated record. The transcript is spliced from 14 exons.